Messenger RNA from Darwinula stevensoni, 7409 nucleotides. Lineage: Eukaryota; Metazoa; Arthropoda; Ostracoda; Podocopida; Darwinulidae. The record is from the annotation of a GenBank genome assembly.
AUGACCCAGGCUCCAAUGCACAAUGCUUGGGAAAACAUAUCUGUAGGAAUGAAACUUGAAGUGUGCCAUCGAGAAGGUGCCACAAGUCCAGGAACAAAUGCACAGCAAUCUUAUUGGGUUGCAACAGUCAUUCAAUUGGCUGGUUAUGAAGCCUUGCUUCGAUAUGAAGGAUUUGGGCAAGAUUCUUCCAGAGACUUUUGGCUUCACUUGUGCAUGCCUGAUGUAGUACAUCCUGUUGGCUGGUGUGCAACUCAAGGCAAACCACUUAUUCCCCCAAAGGGAUUGGUGUCAAAGAACAUCGAAUGGAAGGAAUUCCUUGUGAAACGCCUAACUGGUGCAAGAACGCUGCCCCUAGAGUUCAAUCGUCAAGUGAGAGACUGUGUCAAGUCUGAGUGGAAGCCAGGAAUGCGAAUUGAAGUUGUUGAUCGUGAGAGGAUUGCUCAAGUGCGAGUUGCCUCCAUCUCUAAUGUUCUGGGUGGAAGACUCCAUCUCCGCUAUCAGGGACUCAAAGAGGAUGACCCGGGCAUGUGGUGUCAUGAGAAAGCAACUAUCCUGCAUCCUGUUGGCUGGGCUCAUUCAGUGCGGCACGACAUCUGUGCUACUAGCCGUUACCUGUCACGGGUGGAAGAGGAGAAGCGGGAUGAGCGAGAUGCCCCGCGUCAUCUCAUACCCAAACCUCUAUGGAGCCCUCCUCAGGGUGAGAAGGGCCCCAUUUUGUUUCAGGAAGGACAGAUGCUGGAAGCCAUUGAUCCCUUGAAUCUCUCUACCAUUGGAGUUGCUUCCAUCUCCAAGAUACUGAAUGAUGGAUAUAUGAUGGUGCGCAUGGAGUACUAUGAUGAUGAUGAAGAACUUGACUCAUUUUGCCACCAUAUGAGCAGCAAGACCAUUUUCCCAGCUGGGUUCUGUGACCUCCAUGAUAUUCCCUUGAUACCUCCCAAAUGGUGGGAGAAGCCCACUUUCUCUUGGAGUGAAUGCCUAAGCUCAUCUGAUGCCAAGGCUGCCCCUCCUCAGCUCUUCAAGAGGGACACCCCAGAUCAUGGCUUCGAAGAAGGGAUGAAGCUGGAAGCUGUUGACUCCAUGGACCCCAAGCUCAUCUGUGUUGCCACAGUUGCCCGAGUUGUGGGCAGGCUCCUCAAGAUCCAUUUUGAUGGAUGGGAAGAAAACUUUGACCAGUGGGUUGAUUGUGAAAGCCCAGACAUCUAUCCCAUUGGCUAUUGCCUACUUGUCAAGUAUCCCCUCCAGGCUCCCCGUGGCUAUGAGAAAGGAACCAUGACUAAGGCUGGGAGGAGGAAGGGGGGAUCACGUGGGCGCAGGAAACGACGGGGGAGACGGAAAACAGUUGAGAUAGAGAAGGAGAAGGUGGAUGAGAAAGGUGGAAGAGAGGAGGAGGAGGAGGGAACCAGUGAGGGUGAAGACAUGGAGGAUCCCCUUGCAACAAGUCUUCCUGACCCCCCUCAUCUCAAUCCCCCUCCUGAGAUGAUUCAGGAUGGAGAGGAGACCAAGGCAGAUGUGAAGAAGGAUGUAGUGUUGGAUAUGUCCGAUCCUUCCUCUUGGAGUGUGGCAGAAGUAGCUGAGUAUCUCCAGAUCAAUGACUGCCCUCUCUAUGCUCAACGCUUUCAGGAUGAGGGAGUUGAUGGGAAGAAGUUCUUGUACCUGAGUCGAGAUGAAGUGUUAGAGUUGGCUGGAAUGAAGCUUGGACCCAGUCUGAAGAUUCUGAAUCUCAUCAAGCAGCUGCGAGUCCGCAUGAAUCCUGCCCUCUCUCAGUGGACUGAAGGGAAGACAACCAAAGGUGUAGUUGAUGAGGAUGAGGAGGAGACCAGUGAUCUCACUGGUUUUCUCUUUGGGAAUAUUGACACCAAGGGAAAUCUGGAAGAGAAUGACCUGUUUGAUGAAGAGAGCAAGUCUCAUCUCCACUCACUCCGCAAACUCGGCCUUGGGAAUAUUCUUCAUGAUGUUGUGGACUCUGAGGAUGAAGAGCGAGCACAGGAAACAGAUGACAGAGAUGAAGAUGAUGAUGAGGAGGAUGAGGACCUACCUCACAGAUCUAAGUCUCAUAGCAAAAAGGACAAAGGUUGGCAAGAGGAUGCCAAAUCUCCCAGUGCUGAAGAUUUCUUUGAAAUGUCUGAGUUGGCAGAGGAUGAAUCCCCAGCUGUGGAAGUCAUAUCACGAUACAAUGAUUCAGUCCUCAUGCCUCCACCAGCUGUUCUUCCAUGUCACAUUAGUGCAGAUGACAGGAGGUACUCUUGGAAGCUGAACACUCCCCUGGCUGCCAUGCUCCCUUCCAAGUAUGCACACCUUGAUGUCACCGACCUCUUUCCUGAAUUCCGACCCAACAAAGUCUUGCGGUUCUCAAGGUUGUUUGGCCCUGGGAAGCCUAGCAGCCUCCCUCAGAUCUGGAGAGGAGUGAGGAAGAAAAGACGGAAGAAGCGUCCAUCGGGAAGUGCAACCGACGAACAUCGUCAUUCUUCAGAUGGGGAGGAGAAAGAAUUCCGUCUCCACCUUGCCUCUACACCUCCACGGGAAGACUAUCCCUCAGAUGAUGAGGAAAAAUUUCUCCAUCCCCUUGAAUGUCCCAUUGGAGGAAGUCAGGGAGGGGAUGGGAAAGGGAAGGAAGAGAAAGGCCCCAAAAUGGCACCUUGGAGAUUUGGGCCUGCUCAACUUUGGUAUGACAUGCUAGAUGUACCUGAGACUGGAGAUGACUUCAACUAUGGCUUUCACCUUCAACAGGAGGGGGAUAACAUGGAGGAGGAGAAUGUCCCUGUUUUUGAAAUGACAGAGGAUGGAUACCCUGACAGGGAAGAUGAAAUUCCUGAUGAAGCUUAUCAUAUGGUAUCACAGGUGAAUUGGGAGGAUGAUGUUGUCUGGAGUGGGGAGGACAUCAAGCACAAGGUUUUGGCUCGAUUGAGCAGCAAGACGAAUGCUGCUGGCUGGGUCCCAAGUAGCAUGAAUCGAACGGCUCAGACAUUCAGUCAACCCGUGAAGGCAUCUUCAGGUGGGAAUUUCCCUCUUGCCUCUGGCCCAACUCCCAUCCAAGGACCUCAAAAGCAUGCUUCUCUUGGAAAGCACUUAGGAGAUGAGAAUGAUGACACAUGGUAUUCAAUCUUCCCUGUGGAGAAUGAAGAACUUGUAUAUGGAAGGUGGGAGGAUGAAGUCAUCUGGGAUGCACAGUCGAUGCCUUACAUCCCAGAGCCUAAAGUGGUGACAUUGGACCCCAAUGAUGAAAAUAUAAUUCUUGGCAUCCCAGAUGAUGUCGAUCCUAAUUCGGAAAACCCCCAGGAUGUCCACCGUCCCAAGACAAAGAUCCCACAUCCUCACGUUCGCAAGUCUAAGUUGCUGCUUGGAAAAGCAGGAGUAAUCACACAGAUUGAGGAAGAUUCUCCUCCUCCCACACCAAAGGAAGCAGACAAGGAUCCAUUCAAUAUAUCUAAUGAUGAGUUCUACCUGCCCAAGGCGGAACCCAGCCUGAAGUCGAGUGUGGGAGGGACAUUGAUCCAGCAUUCGACCCCAGUGGUAGAGCUGAGAGCCCCAUUCGUCCCGACGCACAUGGGUCCACUUCGCCUGAGAGCAUUCCAUCGUCCCAGCGUGAAACGCUAUUCCCACGGAGCCCUUGCUGCUCCGGGCCCUCACACGGUCGCCUCCCUCACGAAAGAGAUCAAGAAGAAGGCCAAAAUGCGAGAGCAGGAACGCUUGGCGUCGGGUGGUGGCGACAUGUUCUUCAUGAGAACCCCAGAGGAUCUGACUGGGAAAGACGGAGAGAUCAUCCUCUGCGAGUACUCCGAGGAACAUCCCCCGCUCGUCAUGCUCGUAAGCCGUUUCCGUAUCCUCGAUCUCUUUCUCCAAGUUUCCAGUUUCACGUCGGAAGGGAACUUCUCGCAGGUGGGUAUGUGCACGCGGAUCAAGAACUAUUACAAGCGCAAGGUCGGGAAGGACCAGGGCCCCCCAGAGUUCAAGUUCGGAGAGGUGGCAUACGCACACACUUCGCCUUUUCUCGGUUCCAUGCAUCCGGCGCAGAGCAUCCAAACUUUGGAGAACAACAUGUUCCGCGCCCCCAUCUACGAACACCGCAACCCUCCGUCGGACUUUCUCAUCAUUCGCACUCGCCAUGGAUAUUGGAUCCGAGAGGUGGAAUCCCUGUUCACCGUGGGACAGGAGUGCCCUCUGUACGAGGUCCCUGGCCCCAAUUCCAAACGGGCCAACAACUUCGUGCGCGACUUCCUUCAGGUGUUCAUCUAUCGGCUGUUCUGGAAGAGCAAGGACAUGCCACGGAGGAUCAAGAUGGACGACAUCAAGAAGGCGUUUCCGUCUCAUUCUGAGAGCAGCAUCCGCAAGCGACUCAAAUUGUGCGCCGACUUCAAACGGACAGGUGUGCCUCUCUUUUUGGCUCGAUACGUGUGGUCUGCUCACCAUGAGUGUAAGCCGGGCGACUGCCCCUCUCGUUUUGGAGGUGGUGGAGUCCACCUUGCCGUGACGAUGUUGAACGUGGAAGUGAAUGUGUUUGAACGAACGGAUUCAAAUUGGUGGGUGCAACGAUCGGAAUUCCGUCUGCCCACCGAAGACGAGUUGCGAGCGAUGGUGAGCCCGGAGCAGUGCUGUGCGUAUUUCUCCAUGAUUGCCGCCGAGCAGCGGCUACGGGACGCCGGAUACGGCGAGAAGUUCCUCCUCGUCCCGCAGGAAGACGAAGACGAAGACAAUCAGCUGAAGAUGGACGACGAGAUCAAGGUGGCCCCGUGGAACACGACCCGGGCGUACAUCCAGGCGGCCAAGGCGAAAUGCCUGCUCCAGUUGACGGGGCCGGCGGAUCCCACGGGAUGCGGGGAAGGCUUCUCUUACAUACGCAUCCCCAACAAACCCCAACAGAACAAGGAGGAGAUCGUCCAAGAGAAGCGGACGGUCACGGGGACGGAUGCCGAUCUGCGGAAGCUCUCCCUCAACAAUGCCAAGGCCCUGCUGAGGAAGUACGGCGUCCCCGAAGACGAGAUCAAUCGAUUGAGUCGGUGGGAGGUGAUCGACGUCGUCCGCACGCUCUCGACCGAGAAGGCCAAGGCCGGAGAAGAAGGGAUGACUAAAUUCUCUCGUGGGAAUAGAUUUUCGAUCGCAGAGCACCAGGAACGGUACAAAGAGGAAUGUCAAAGAAUCUUCGACCUCCAGAACAAGGUUUUGGCAUCGGACGAGGUUCUCUCGACCGAUGAAGCCUCCAGUAGCGAAGAAGAUUCCUCAGACAUUGAAGAGAUGGGAAAGAACCUCGAGAAUAUGUUGGCCAAUAAGAAGACCUCUUCACAGCUAUCGAGGGAGAGGGAAGAGCAGGAACGAAAGGAACUCCAGAGAAUGCUCUUGGAAGGAGGAAAUCAGGAUAAUACCAAUGCAUCUCAGGGCGAGGAAUCGUCUAAGCGUUCCAAGCCGAAAGUGGAAGACGACAACUCUUCCAUCGGAAGCCUGACCGGUCCCGGGAAGAAGCUGAAGAUCGUGCGGACGUUUCGAAAUCCGGAGGGGAAGACGUACACGAGGGUGGAGAUCGUGCGGCACCCGGCCGUGAUGGACGCGUACGUCCGGAUCCGCACCACGAAGGACGAGAACUUCAUCCGAGGCUUUGCGAUGUUGGACGAGCAGCAGAAGGAGGAGAUGAAGCGGGAGAAGCGUCGUCUGCAAGAGCAAUUGAGAAGGAUCAAGCGGAACCAAGAACGAGAGCGGAUGGGUAAAACUCCUCCGACUCCGAGACCGAACGUCAGUCGACGCAAGGCCAAACUCAAGCCGGAUCUCAAGAUGAAGUGUGGAGCUUGCGGUCAGGUGGGACACAUGAGGACCAACAAGGCAUGUCCUCUGUAUGCGGGACCCACUCCUUUGCCGCCCGUCCCCGUGGCCAUGACAGAAGAUCAGGAGGAGGAGCUGGAGAAGCAGGUCCUCGAGGACAUCGACAAGGAGGGCUCCAGUGUGAACGUCGAUGGUACCAAGGUCCGCUUCUCCAACAAAAUCGUCAAGCAUGCAGAGGAGCUGAAGAGACAGAGCUUGAUGCUGAAGUUCCCCAAGGCUACGUUGAACCCGAAGAAGAAGCGCAGGCAGCUCCCUCAGACGGAGACCCUGGACUACCUGGAGCGGCACGCGAAGCCGGCGAACCGUCGCCGUAUCGAUCCCGUCGUCGCCCUCUCCACAGUCCUGGAAAGCAUCCUCAACGAGAUGCGAGCGGUGAAGGACGUCGGGCCCUUCUUGCAUCCGGUGAACCCCAAGAUGGUCCCGGACUACUUCCGCAUCGUCCGAAAUCCCAUGGAUCUCCAGACGAUGCGCGAGAAGUUGCAUCGACGCGAGUAUCAGAGUCGCGAGGAGUUUCUCCAGGACGUGAAGCGGAUCGUCGAGAACUCGGCUCUGUACAACGGGGAGAAGAGCCAGCUGACGGGAUCCGCUCGGAAUCUCCUGGAAUUGUGCGUGCGACGCUUCUCGGAGAAAGAAGAGCGCCUGAUGAAGCUGGAGAAGGCCAUCAAUCCCCUGUUGGACGACGAUUCCCAGGUUGCCCUCACCUACAUCCUCGACAACAUCUUGAGCGGCAAGAUCAAGAGCAUGCCGGAAUCCUGGCCGUUCCUCAAACCCGUCAACAAGAAGAACGUGAAGGACUACUACAACGUGAUCCAGAAACCGAUGGACCUGGAGGCGAUCGAGAGGAACGUCAAGGGGCACAAGUAUCACACGGGCUCCGCCUUCCUCGGCGACAUCGAACUCAUCUACGAGAACAGCCGCAAGUACAACGGGAUGGAUUCACCCUUCACGCAGAAGGCCCUCGCCAUUUACAAUGUGGCUAAGGAGAGCCUUGCACAGUAUGAGGAGUACAUCGGCCAGCUGGAAGUGAAGAUCCGUGCAGUGCAAGAGGAGGCAUUGGAUGCAGCAGAGAUGGAUUCCACGUCCAACCUGGACGAAGACGCAUCGUUCCGGGGUGCCCCGUCCACCCCCGGAGGAGAAGAGGACUACCAACUCGGCCUGGAAGACUACGAAGACGACGAGGAGGAGACGACGAUGGACGACUACGGGGACGAGGACUACGAGGCCGCUCGGGACCCGCCGCGACCCGCUUCUCCCAUGGACCUGGCUCGGGAUCUGCACGUCUCUCCGGAGGGAUCCGAUGCCGAAGACGUCGAGGUUCCUCCAAGGGUCAAAGAAGAGGAAGACGAAGAUAGAGACAAGCUCGGCACCGAUCUCCACGUCUCCGAGUCCGAAGACGACGAGGACGAGCGCGCCGGCGGCAUAUGGUUCUGAAUCCACUCCAAAUCGUGGAACCGAGUGGCCGAAAGAGAAGAAAAAGUGUCGUUAGAGUGCUCUUUUUCCAUUCCUUGUGUACACAGCCUUGUCGUGAUCGAUUUCCUUUUUAAUUAUCUCCUACGAGAAUAGAAACUAAAAUUAUUUGGAAUAAAUAUCCCGUGAAGUGA